Messenger RNA from Letharia columbiana, 603 nucleotides. RefSeq lists its product as uncharacterized. The coding region runs from base 1 to 603 and encodes 200 amino acids. The transcript is spliced from 3 exons. The record is from RefSeq and is a predicted model, not a curated record. NCBI's taxonomy places the organism in Eukaryota, Fungi, Ascomycota, Lecanoromycetes, Lecanorales, Parmeliaceae.
AUGCUUUCUUCACGCAACAUUUUUCGAGUUAUAGCACUGGCAUGUUUCGCGUCCUUAGGCCUUACCGAAAAACCUAUAAAAUCAGAAAUCACGGGAUAUGGCUUCGCGUCAAGCAGUAACACACUCUACACAGGGGCUCAAGGUAGCGAGCACUCACUUGAUGCGUAUCCCAUCGGCACCUUGAUAUACGUAGUUGGACUGCAAAAAUAUUUCUCGGUCCAAGAUUCCUGCGGCGAUUGCACUUCACAGUCCCAGCCGCACUUUGACCUCUGGAUGGGAGCGCCCAGCUACAGCGAUUUGAAGCAACUCCAAAAAUGCGCUGGUGGAAUCACAGUCACAGACCCGACUGCGGCGGUCAUCAUCAAUCCCAACAACGGAUAUGUCGUUGAUACAACGCCGCUAAUGAGCAGUACCGGGACGUGUGAUAAUGAUGCUGAUUACAGUCGCACACAGCCUGUCCUUGCCAGCGGCGGUACCACAGGAGGCGACAGUACUGGAAGAUCUGGGUCUUGCAGCUGGGAAGGUCACUGCCAAGGAGCGCCCUGCCAGACCGAUGACGACUGUAGCGAUCCAUUUUCCUGUGUCAACCAUUUAUGUACGUGA